Molecule: messenger RNA, 1699 nt
Organism: Dufourea novaeangliae
Lineage: Eukaryota; Metazoa; Arthropoda; Insecta; Hymenoptera; Halictidae
Gene: eEF1delta
Product: probable elongation factor 1-delta
Exons: 9
Coding region: 144-1382 (412 amino acids)
Biological process (GO): translational elongation
Cellular component (GO): cytosol; eukaryotic translation elongation factor 1 complex
Molecular function (GO): translation elongation factor activity; guanyl-nucleotide exchange factor activity
Source: RefSeq, a predicted model, not a curated record
GCAUUGCGUUUGUUCCUUUUUAAUUGGCACGUUAUAUCCGGCUUAUCGAGAUUUUGGCCAGCCGACAAUUGUUGCAUCAAUCUGACAAUCUGUGACGAGUCAAGAAAUUUCCUUGCAUUCUUCUUAAAUAAGUCAGUUAAAAGAUGGAAAAAUCAGCAUUAGCACAAGAGAAGGUAUGGUUCGACAAACCAUCGUACGACAAAGCAGAACGACUAUAUUUUGAGAAAAUGGCUAAGGUUGUGACCCAUAAAAUAAUGGAAAGCUGCUCCUUCAAAUCUGAAAUUUCUGUAACUAAUGACUGUGAAGAUAUUUUGAAUUGUAACUCUUCAUCGAAAACGAAGUUUGAAAAAUCUAAAGAUAAUAAAUUAUUAAUUUCUGAAAAUAUUCCAAAUGACAAUCUAAAAAAUCUUAAAACAAAUGUUUCAAAGUCAAAUAAAGAUGAGAAUGAAUACAAUAUACAAAAAAGAGAAAACGUAGAAGAAAGGCAAAAGUCUGAUAAUAUUGAGAAUGACAUAAAAAAGAAGGAGAACAUUUCUUCGAAUGAUAUGUCUAAGAAGUAUAAUACAAAAGAAGUAAAAGAGAAAAAGAAUAAAGCGGAUACAAGACAUAGAAAUAAGGGAAAAGGAAAAAAUGAUAUUAAGGAAGUGAAAGAAAAUGUUACACCUCCAAUACGGAAUGAACAGCAAUUACCUAAUCAGGGAAAUCAACAAACUACUAGUCCAAUCUUAUCUGCUGGUGGAAGUUUAGCCAAUGAGGUCGCCAAGGCUCGUCAACAUAUUAAACAAUCUUUACAGUGUAUGGACGAUAUUGCAGCUGUUGCUGGUCUCAUUACUCCGAACGACAGCAAGAAAGAUAAUGCAGAUCAAGUUAUAGAAGAAUUAAGGAGUAUCAUUAACAAACUGGAGAAACGUGUUAGAGCCCUUGAAGACAAGAUUAAUCAAAUCCCAAAUGAAAAGUCUGAUCCAACUCGAAAACAAAAACAAGAAAAAGCCGAUGACGAGGAUGUUGAUCUGUUUGGUUCAGAUUCCGAGGGAGAAGAUGCAGAAGCUGCAAAAAUUAGAGAAGAAAGAUUGGCUGCAUACGCUGCAAAGAAAUCCAAAAAACCAGCAUUGAUUGCCAAGUCAAACAUAAUAUUAGACGUGAAACCGUGGGACGAUGAAACGGACAUGAAGGAUAUGGAAACCGAAGUACGAAAGAUUGAGACUGAUGGUCUUUUAUGGGGAGCUGCGAAACUUGUUCCUCUGGCCUUUGGAAUUCACAAACUACAGAUUUCCUGUGUGGUAGAAGACGAAAAAGUUUCGGUGGACUGGCUCACAGAAAAAAUUCAAGAAAUUGAAGACUUUGUACAAAGUGUCGACAUUGCAGCUUUUAACAAAGUAUAAAAGCAUUAUAAAAACUCUUUUGGUAGAAGAUAUCUGACGGUUCUAAUUGCAAUCAAGCAUUGGUCUGUUGUGCCAUCUCUUCAUUCCACUAGCAAUAUCUACCUUGAUGAGUACAUUAUGUACAUCUUAUAUGUUAAAUACGAUUGUCCAGAAAUUAUCAGAAAUCUAGCCGUUGUAUUCCAAUUUUAAUACUCGAUGGGUCAAUUUACGAAACAAUAUCUAAGAACUCUAAUCAAUAAAGAUUUUAAACUGCGCGCAUCAUUGCAUCAGUGUAUUCAAUACAAACUACUGUAAUCUGUAAAUGUUUAUAAUAUAAU